Molecule: messenger RNA, 990 nt
Organism: Menidia menidia (Atlantic silverside)
Lineage: Eukaryota; Metazoa; Chordata; Actinopteri; Atheriniformes; Atherinopsidae
Source: the annotation of a GenBank genome assembly
AUGAGCUCCUAUUUUGUCAACCCUCUUUUUUCUAAAUACAAAGGCAGCGAGUCACUGGAACCAACUUACUACGACUGCAGGUUUCCACAAAGCGUAGCCCGCAGCCACACGCUGGUUUACGGACCCGGAGCAGCCGCGCCGGGCUUUCAGCACCCGUCCCAUCAUGUGCAGGACUUUUUCCACCACGGGACCACGGGGAUCUCCAACCCCGGAUACCAGCAAAACCCCUGCGCUUUGGCUUGCCACGGAGACGCCACGAAAUUUUAUGGAUACGAAGCCCUUCCGAGGCAAACGCUUUAUGGUACCCAGCAAGACGCAAGCUUAGCGCAAUACCCAGACUGUAAAUCGUCGAGCAGCUCUAACCCCGGAGAAGGACAAGGCCACUUAAAUCAAAACUCCUCUCCCAGUCUUAUGUUUCCUUGGAUGAGACCCCACGGUCAGAAAAAUAUAAUUAUUCCAUUUUCUCUCUGUGUUACUCUGUGGCGCGCUGGCGUGUGCGCGUCAGCGCGUCUCUGCCCUUGGCUGAUAUCAAAGGUGUCCUCAGACGCCGAAUUGCAGGUACAGCUCCCCACAACAGCGCUUUUAAGUCAGCUGUCGCUCAGUGAAGACAUUUUCUCAAACUCUGAGCACACUAAAGAGGGGGUAUUAAUCGGCCAUAGUUCCAAAUAUGACCAUACAACGCUCGCCAUCAGUAUGCAAAGUGACAGGGGGCCGAGGAGGAGGGCAACGAGGACGGUGAAGGGGAAGAGGCAGAGGAGAAAGAAGCGGAAGAGAAAGAAGAGAGCAAGGAGUGAUUUUUAUGGUCCUUUUUAUGGUUAUAUGGCUGAAAAAGAGAGAAAAAAAGAGAGGUCCCAUAAACAGACGGAGAGACAAGGAGGCAGAGAGCGUCAACUUUAUGACCAUCCUUCCAUUUUGUCAAGCGGGAACAGGAAUCCCACAAAUAUUGCUGUCAUAAAUAGACAAAAUUCUCCCUUCCCUCGAUUGUCCUAA